This is a messenger RNA of Hevea brasiliensis (rubber tree), 1196 nucleotides long. Its product is annotated as probable glutathione S-transferase. The record is from RefSeq and is a predicted model, not a curated record. Gene Ontology annotation, cellular component: cytoplasm. Gene Ontology annotation, molecular function: glutathione transferase activity. Gene Ontology annotation, biological process: glutathione metabolic process. The transcript is spliced from 2 exons. Lineage: Eukaryota; Viridiplantae; Streptophyta; Magnoliopsida; Malpighiales; Euphorbiaceae.
GAACAGCAUAGUCGUGUUAUAAUAAGGCUUGCUAAUCUUGACCAAGGACCCCAUCACAUUCUCCCAAAGAAAGAAGAAGUUGAUUAUCAGUUGAUGGAGUAGCGAGUGUAAAAAAUGGCAGAUGAGGAAGUAGUUCUGCUGGCUGCCAAGUUUACUCGUUUUGGAGAAAGGGUGAAGUUAGCCCUGGCAGAGAAGCGAAUAAAGUAUGAGUUAUAGGAAGAAGACUUGAACAACAGAAGCCCUCUUCUUCUUGAGAUGAACCCUGUUCAUAAGCAAAUCCCUGUCUUGAUCCAUAAUGGAAAACCCAUAUGCGAAUCCAUGAUCAUUAUCAAAUAUAUUGAUGAGGUCUGGAAUGAGAGAGCUCCUCUAUUGCCAUCUGAUCCUUAUCAACGAGCUCAUGCCAGGUUCUGGGCUGACUAUAUUGACAAGAAGAUUUACCCCAAUGGAAGGAUGCUGUGGACAUCUGAAGGAGAAGUGAAAGAAACAUACACGAAGAACCUGAUUCAAAGCUUUCAAACAUUGGAAAAGGAGCUUGGAAACAAGCCAUUUUUUGCAGGGGAGAGCUUUGGUUACGUAGAUAUGGCACUCAUCCCUUUCUAUAGCAUGUUUUAUACGUACGAGAGUCAGGGAAACUUUAGUGUGACAGUGGAUUGCCCUCGGAUUGUGGAGUGGGCUGGGAGAUGCUUGGAAAAGGAGACUGUGUCCAAGUCUAUAUCUGACCCGCAAAAACUUCAUGAAGCUAUCAUGGAAAUGAUAAAGAAGUAAAGAGCUGAACAGGAGGUUCAUAUAAUAUUACGAACAAAAAGCUUGAUGAUGCUUCUGAUGCAUUUUGUUGUUUUGGCAUUGAAAUUUGUUUUCCAGUUGCCUAAGUGCGAACAUUCCAUAUCUAGCCUGGUUCUGUUUUCUCUUCCAUAAGAAACAGGACGGAAGGGGCUUGGAACUUGGCCAAUUCUUUCAGUAUUCUUCAGGUUUUGGCCAAAAUUCUGUUACACAAUGAAUUUGAUGGAUUGAAGUCUGAAUUGUCCAAAUAGUAAAGCCUAACAGGCCUGUAAAACAGGCUCAUUUCUUAAGCUGCUAUGGGCCCAAAAAAUUAGAAGCAGGCUCAGGCUCAGGGCCAAAAGGCCAAAAAUCCUUUCAUUCCUUUUCUUCGGUGUUGUUCUCUAGCAAGUUUCAACUUUCAACUUUUUGCCAGACUA